CACACACACACACACACACACACACACACACACACACACACACACACACACUCCUUUAGCACCCCCCAUAUCGAGACCCCGAACCCCCCCUCAACAUACACCUCGUGGUGUGACAUUGUGAAAGCACACAUGGCUGCUGCCGUCACCAAAUGUAAUCCCUUUCUGUGUGUGUGUGUGUUGAAACAGUUCUAUGUGCUGUGCAGUUUGCAGCCUAGAGUAAGAGUAAGCUCUGAUUAGUAGGUCAAACAUAACGCUGAUCUUCCUUGCUCUGCCUCUCUCUCUCUCUCCCCCUGCCUCUCUCUCUCUCCCCCUGCAUCUCUCUCUCUCCCCCUGCCUCUCUCUCUCUGCCUGCCCCUGCCUCUCUUUCUGUCUGCCUGUCUCUCUCUCUCUCCCCCUGACUGUCUCUCUUUUCCUCUGCCUCCCCCUGCCUGUCUCUGCCUCCCCCUGCCUGUCUCUGCCCCUGCCUCUGUAACGGAUGUGAAAUGGCUAGCUAGUUAGCGGGUACGCGCUAGUAGCAUUUCAAUCAGUUACGUCACUUGUUCUGAAACCUAGAAGUAGGUUUGCACCUUGCUCUGCAAGGGCCGCGGCUUUUGUGGAGCGAUGGGUAACGAUGCUUCGUGGGCGACCGUUGCUGAUGUGUGCAGAGGGUCCCUGGUUCGCGCCCGGGUCGGGGCGAGGGGAUGGUUUAAAGUUAUACUGUUACAUUGAUGCUGUUGACCCGGAUCACUGGUUGCUGCGGAAAAGGAGGAGGUUGAAAGGGGAGUGAGUGUAACGGAUUUGAAAUGGCUAGCUAGUUAGCGGGUACGCGCUAGUAGCAUUUCAAUCAGUUACGUCACUUGCUCUGAAACCUAGAUGUAGUGUUGCCCCUUGCUCUUGUAACGGAUGUGAAAUGGCUAGCUAGUUAGCGGGUGCGCGCUAGUAGCAUUUCAAUCAGUUACGUCACUUGCUCUGAGACUUAAGUAGUGUUGCCCCUUGCUUUGCAAGGGCCGCGGCUUUUGUGGAGCGAUGGGUAACGACUGUGCUUCGUGGGCGACCGUUGUUGAUGUGUGCAGAGGGUCCCUGGUUCGCGCCCGUGUCGGGGCGAGGGUACGACGUAAAGUUAUACUGUUACAUUGAUGCUGUUGACCCGGAUCACUGGUUGCUGCGGAAAAGGAGGAGGUUGAAAGGGGGGUGAGUGUAACGGAUGUGAAAUGGCUAGCUAGUUAGCGGGUGCGCGCUAGUAGCAUUUCAAUCAGUUACGUCACUUGCUCUGAGACUUAAGUAGUGUUGCCCCUUGCUUUGCAAGGGCCGCGGCCUUUGUGGAGCGAUGGGUAACGAUGCUUCGUGGGCAACCGUUGUUGAUGUGUGCAGAAGGUCCCUGGUUCGCGCCCGUGUCGGGGCGAGGGGACGGUUUAAAGUUAUACUGUUACACUCUGUAAGGGCCGCGGCCUUUGUGGAGCAAUGGGUAACGAUGCUUCGUGGGUGACUGUUGUUGAUGUGUGCAGAGGGCCCCUGGUUCGCGCCCGGGUCGGGGCGAGGGGACGUACUAAAGUUAUACUGUUACACCUCUCUCUCCCUCUGCCCCUGCCCCCUGCCUGCCUCUCUCUCUCUCUCUCUGCCUCUUUCCACUUCUCUUUUCAGAAUACCCAGUGACCCUCAUCCCUCCAUAUUUCUCUAUCGGUAUCUGUCUGUGUAUUAUCAGCCUAUGGAAUGCAUUUCCUCCAGGUAGUAUAUAGCUGCAGUGACAUGCCACUCCUGGCAGUCAACCAUUGAACUGGAGCCAACUGGGAUGAUGGAAUAGGAAUGAAUGCAUAAGUGUUCACAUGAUGCCUGAGGAGAUGGCACAUCUAACAGUUAGCAUCUGAAUUAUCAUGAGUUACAGCUAAAGCAGAGUGUCUGGUCUUCUCUGCUCCCUUGCUGUAAUGGCCAAUUAUCCGUCCUCCUAAUGCGCCUGACAUUAGGUGCCUAAUAGGCCCAGGUUACAGGUGUAGAACAGUAAUGGAGAGUGUUCCCUUCUACACAUUCAACUGUUCUAAAGCUGUACUUCAAGUAGACAUCGUGUGUGUGUGUGUGUGUGUGUGUGUGUGUGUGUGUGUGUGUGUGUGUGUGUGUGUGUUGAAAGGGAGGCAGAGAGACUUUGUCCCAUGAAUGGGUGCGCUCGUCUCAGCCAGCUAACAGCAGGAGCCUCCCUUCUGCAGACUCUGGUCACUGAACCAGCUUGUAAACGUGUGUGUGUACUUGCCAAGCGGGGGAUCAAGGAUCAAUUGCCUGUUAAGGAAGAGUUUACUACGUGCAUUUUGCUGAGGAGUUGAACUAUAACUUGGUGAGAGGCAGAGCUGAUCUUGUCUGCUUCUGGAGCCUUGUAAUUCUUUCUGCUGCACAUUACAAGGUGAGGCGUUACAGCCAGCAGCUGAAGGAGUGUUGAGCAUGGUGGAGACUGUCCCCCCUAAAUCGGCUAAGAAGCCCCACUGGACCUCUCUGGAGAUCGGGCUGCUCACCAUCGUCUCCCUCCUCUUCAUCGUAAUAUUGUCCCUCAUCAUCCUCUUCGCCACAAAGAGGACUGACAGUGAUGGUGUCUGCACCACGGCGGACUGCACUCAGGCAGCGUCUCGUCUGAUAGAGAACAUGGAUGCCAAUGUGGACCCAUGUGACAACUUCUACCAGUACGCCUGUGGAGGCUGGUUGAAGAAGAACGUCAUCCCAGAGACCAGCUCCCGAUACAGCACCUUCGACAUCCUACGAGACGAACUGGAGGUGGUCCUCAAAGAUGUUUUGGAGAAAAGCGUGGAGGGGGAGGCCAGUGCCCUCACUAAAGCCAAGACCCUCUACAGAUCCUGCACCAAUGAGAGUCAGAUUGAGAAAAGGGGCGGAGCUCCUUUACUAGACAUGCUCCCUAAUGUAUUUGAGUGGCCAAUAGCAACAGACAACUGGGAGAGCGUCUAUGGUGAAAGAUGGAAGUUGGAGGAUGCCAUUGCCAUACUAAAUGAAAAAUACGGAACUCAUGUCUUGGUUAAUUUUUUUAUCGGCACUGAUGACAAAGACUCCAAUUCACACAUCAUUCAUUUUGACCAGCAAACCAGCCUUGGCCUCUUAUCCAGAGAUCACUAUAGCUGUACUGGGUCCUAUGCAGAGCCAUGUAGAGCAUACAAGCAGUUCAUGAUAGACGUGGCCAAGCUGAUCCGCACCGACCGCAGCCUGGUGGUCAACGAGACCCAGAUCAGAGACGAGGUCACCAGGGUCAUUGAGCUGGAGAAGGACAUCGCCAAUGCCACGGAUACUCCAGAGGACCGUAACAACCCAGUUCUCCUCUACAACAACAUGGAGCUGGGUGUUCUCAAUGCUAACUUCAGCCUGGAGGUCGACACACAAGUGUUUAACUGGAGUGACUUCACCAGGAAGAUCAUGGGGACGGUCGGCAUCACUGUGCUUGACACAGAGAGUGUCAUCAACUACGCACCAAACUACUACAGACGACUCAACCCCGUCCUGGCCAAGUACACUAAGAGAGACCUGCAGAAUUACAUGGUGUGGCGUUUUGUCAUGAACAUGGUGGUGGGUCUGAGCAGGCAGUACAGGGACACCAGGAAAGCCUUCCGCAAGGCGCUGUACGGUACCACGUCGGAGGCAGCGGUGUGGCGGCAGUGUGCCAUCUACGUCAACAACAAUAUGGACAACGCAGUAGGAAGACUGUACGUAGAGGAGGCCUUCUCUGGGGAGAGCAAAGAACUGAUGGAAGAGAUGAUCUCUGUGAUCCGGGAGGUGUUCAUCAGUAACUUAGACCACCUAAGAUGGAUGGAUGUAGAGACCAAGAAGGCUGCUGAGGAGAAGGCACAAGCUAUCCGAGAGCGGAUUGGCUACUCCAACAACAUCAAGAAUGACACCUACCUGAAUAACGAGUAUAAAAAUUUGAGCUACAGCGCAGAGGAGUACUUUGAGAAUAUCCUUCAGAACCUGGAGUACAUACAGAAGAAACGUCUGAGGAAGCUACGGGUCAAAGUCAACAAAGAAGAAUGGGUAACGGGAGCAGCCAUUGUCAAUGCUUUCUACUCUUCAAGCAAAAACCAAAUAGUGUUUCCAGCAGGCAUCCUACAGCCUCCGUUCUUCGGUAAAGGCCAGACCAAGUCUCUGAAUUUUGGCGGUAUCGGCAUGGUGAUCGGACAUGAGAUCACUCACGGGUUCGAUGACAACGGUCGUAACUAUGAUAAAGAUGGUGACCUGAAGGAUUGGUGGACGCCAACCUCCACCCAGAACUUUGUGAAUCUGUCCAAGUGCAUGGUGGACCAGUAUGGAAGCUUCUCCUGGGACCUGGCCAACGGACUGAAUCUCAAUGGGAAUAACACUCUGGGAGAGAACAUUGCAGACAACGGUGGGAUUCGCCAGUCGUACCAGGCCUACCUGAACUAUGUGGAGAAGAAUGGGAAUGAGCCUCUCCUGCCUGGAAUAAACCUCAACCAUCAACAACUCUUCUUUCUCAACUUCGCUCAGGUGUGGUGUGGAACACAUCGACCACAACAAGCUGUCAACUCCAUCAAAGUAGAAGUACACAGUCCAGGGAAGUUCAGGGUCCUGGGGUCUCUCCAGAACUUCCCAGAGUUUGCCAAGGCCUUCAACUGUCCCAAGAACAGCUACAUGGUGCCUGACAAUAUCUGCCGAGUCUGGUGAUACUGUAGUCUUGACACUAGCCUGCCCUGAGGCUGGUAGGGGGUGAGAUGUGGGCUUGUGUCCUCUUCCCCUUCCUAACCACCUCACCUUUCCCACUGACUGUUAGAGCACUAGUCUGGAACAGGGGUAUGUUCUAUGUUCCCUGCAGGGUGGACCAGGACUGCUACACUGACUAUAGAACAAACAGAUUCAAUGGACUACAGAGUGCUGUUCAUAGCAAGCUCCCAGACUCUUCACCAGAUCAGCCAGGUCACUGCUUUCCACGGGUGGCAGUCACGUCAAUUCACAAUCUUAUUUUUUGUGUUUUUUUUGUUUGAAAAUGUACUUUUCAAUUAUACUUAUUUCCCCCGCUGCAUUUCAAUCAUGAUUAAUUAUUUUAUUUGUAUACAAAGUGUGAGACUAAUUUGAGCAUCUUGAACAACAGACCAAUAUCCACUUAUUCUAAACUGUAGCUCUGUUUGUCCCAAAUUCUAUUUGUUUUACACUAUGAGGUGGGCCUCAAUAUAAACCAAAAUGUACACUGUAUAUCAAUACAUUCUAGAUCAAUAUACGUUGACAGUAAUCAAUAGUCACACUAGGGGGAUUCUAUUUUAUUGUAUAUUUAAGAAAAUCACAUUUUAUUUGACUGAAUAUACACCAAUGAGUAUAAUAAGCAUUUCAUAAUGUUUUUCUGUAUAUGUUAAAUGUUUCUAAAUGGAUUUCAACUAUUUAUAUCUACAAGCAUUGCACCAAAAAUGUAAGUUGUUGCCUUGGAAUCAGUUGGGUGACUUAGCUGGUCUGGAAUUGACUUGCAUCAAACAUAUUGCUUUUUUUAUUUUACAGCAAGAAUGUGACCUCGAUUCAAACUGCUCUGUCCAGCAGAGGAGGCUGGUGGGAGGAGCUAUAGAAGGACGGUCUCAUUACAAUGGCUGGAAUGGAAUCAUUGGAAUGGUACCAAACACGUGGAAACAACGUUUCACUCCAUUUCCUUUUUAUUGCAUUCCAACCAUUACAAUGAGCCCGUCCUCUUAUAGCUCCUCCCACCAGCCUCCUCUGGUGUUCAGUAUGUGUGUUUUUGUAUUUUUGAUGUGUGUUUUUAUCCGGAUGUAACCACUACAUUUUUCAACAAACUGAUGAAGCCUUGCAUGAACCAUGGUGCUACUGCUGUUUGUGUGUGUGUGUGGGGGUGCUGAGGAAGUCAGGUUUGUAGCUGAACCCCCCCCCCCCCCCCUCCCCCCACACACACUGUUUACGCCAAAGAUUUAAAAAAAAAUCACAGACACGGCAAGCAAAACAUGUCCUUGUUGAUUUUCAUCAUUCGCACGGUGUCUUUAAGGUACAGAUUUACUAAGUGUUAAGUUUUUGUCUCUUUAUUCCUUUCUGGGAGAAUAUUUGCGCCUGUUACGGUGUUUGGUAUAUCCUGGUUUGAAACACACUCUCCUGUUAGCUUUUCUAUGUAAGGGGAAAUGAGGUUCAGUCCACAAUGUGUCAUGGGACUCAAAACAUGCCAUUUCUCAACAAUGCCGCCCGUUUAUGUUGCCAUGUCCACUCACACAGCUUUCUAUGUGCAUGUUCUCCCUCCUACACACAUACACACAACCAUCUCACCUGUAGAACGACAGACGGAUAUACCUCAGUUGCCUGUAUUUACAUACUUUGUAAUAAAGAAAAUCACGAUGA
Salvelinus fontinalis (brook trout) is the source of this 6300-nucleotide messenger RNA. RefSeq names its product neprilysin-like. The record is from RefSeq and is a predicted model, not a curated record. The transcript has 23 exons. The coding region runs from base 2407 to 4641 and encodes 744 amino acids. Gene Ontology annotation, biological process: amyloid-beta clearance; protein processing. NCBI's taxonomy places the organism in Eukaryota, Metazoa, Chordata, Actinopteri, Salmoniformes, Salmonidae. Gene Ontology annotation, molecular function: metalloendopeptidase activity. Gene Ontology annotation, cellular component: plasma membrane.